AUGGCACCAUUAACCAAAAGAAGUAAACAACUUCUAAAAGCUCCCCCAGUAAUACAAAAUCAAACACUCAUAGAACCACCAAUUGACCUUAAUAUUUCCUCAACAUUCAGUAAUAAAGCUGUAAAAGCUAAAAAGGAAUUAAUGAAUAAAAUCAAUAUUUUACCUGAGAAGCAAAUUUUUUCAUGUUCCAAAUUGCUUGAAAUAAUGAUGGUCAAAGAGAAUAAACAUACCUAUACACCUGAGUUCAUUGCUCUAGUGACCCAAAUGAGCAAUAUAGGUCAAUCAUCAUUGUCAUCAACGGUACAAUGCACAAGGGAAUUCUUUACUUUCCUGGUUGGUGAUUCCCCUGAUACUUGGAUCUCAACAAGUACUUUAUCUAAAUGGAAUCAAGAUGUAGCAAGAAUAACAGUUUCAGAAAAUCUUCCAGGGACCACUUCUCAAUUCUCAUCAUAUGGGAUCGUGGCAGAUGAAAGUACAAGAGGUGAUAAAAAAAUAUUUUUAGUAUGUGUCUCACAUUGGAAUGUAGUAGAAGAGAAACCUAUACUUACAAUCCUGAACAUGAAGGAUCUGGAUCGUUCUGAUACUAACUCAAGUCACCCUCUACCAAAUGGAUAUCGUGCUCAUCAAAUGCCUGACAUGGUACAAACCUGGAUUAGUGAAUUAGAGAAUAUUGUGCAUGAACCUGAAAAAAUCUUCAUGGAUGAAUUAUUGGCAGCUUCUGAUCAUUUAAAUGAACAGGAAUUCUUGAAUUUAGCUCAAAGAAUGCAAAUUGGGAUUGAAAAAACUUCAAAUGCUUUCAAAAAAUGGUUGAUUACCUGGAUUAAAUUUCUGCUUUGCAUAUGCAGUCUUGGAGGAGAGCAUGGUCCCGAAUUUGCACAAGCCAUUCUCCAUGUAAUUUUUUCUCAUCCUUUUCCUGAUGAUCAACCUACAGUAAUAGUAAAAAAAUAUAUAGGAAGAUUAAAUAAGAAUUUAGAAGAUCAGAGUAAUUCAUUAGGGUUAUUUGAAGCAUUGGAAAAAAAUAACUUUAGAGAGCAGUUUGUUGCAUUUUCAAAAGCUAAUUACAUUCAGUUAAAAGAAUUUCCAUUGAUAUAUGAUUUCGUUAGGCAUCGUAUCUGGUCAAUAAUAGUUCAUCAACAGCAUCUUGAGGGAAUGUUUAAUAGGUUUGAUAUUAGAACUCAUCCAAACAUGUUACGAUGUUGA
This is a messenger RNA of Entrophospora sp. SA101, 1200 nucleotides long. Lineage: Eukaryota; Fungi; Glomeromycota; Glomeromycetes; Entrophosporales; Entrophosporaceae. The record is from the annotation of a GenBank genome assembly.